Trypanosoma brucei brucei TREU927 is the source of this 513-nucleotide messenger RNA. RefSeq lists its product as hypothetical. NCBI's taxonomy places the organism in Eukaryota, Euglenozoa, Kinetoplastea, Trypanosomatida, Trypanosomatidae. The transcript has a single exon. Bases 1 to 513 code for a protein of 170 amino acids. The record is from RefSeq and is a predicted model, not a curated record.
AUGUUUACAGGACGUUGGGUUUACACAAAGGGGUGCACUGUGGCUGACUUGGUGACUGAUGAGUCGACGCAGAAACCUAUUAUGAAUGAGACGGAUGGCAUGACAGCCUCUUGUGGCUGCGUACUAUUCCUAAAAAGUGACGUUGUUGGAGCUAUGGAGAGUGACGGGCCGCAAUCCGGAAAAGAAUACGAUGAGCAGGACCUCCUCUUCUCUGUUGUGUCUUGGGCACGAGGCGCUGGUAAUACACACGAUGAGUAUUUGACGACAAAUGGGGCAGAAGCACCCUCGCAUUUUCCCAUCACUUCACUAGGACCAUGGACCGUAAUUGAGCAAUGUGCUGGAGAUCCUUGCAGUUUUGGCGUAGUUGCCGGAUUUGUGCUGCGUCGGCCGGCCGGUGGCGAUUCUGACGUUGUGCUAUGGGAAUGGGGGGAGCUUGCUAGUUGCAGCACUCUUUCUCAGCUUUCACUUUACUUAGACAACCCCACGUCCAUGGGAGGCAAGUGUCUCACUUAG